AUGGCAACAGGUUCAAGACAGUUAGACCUCCGCACUGUCACGCACACUCGCAUCGGUAUAUGGGACCUCUAUGAGGAACGUGGAAAAGAGUUACCACGCAGAUCGGAUUCAUCAAUAUUGGAGGCAUUGGUCCAGAUACGCGAUAAUACGCCCUACGUGAUCCGCAUGUUCAAGGAAAUAUUCAAUAUCAGACAAGUCCGGAGGCUUCUUCCCGCAUUCUUGAUAGUGCGAGUCUUAGACUCCCUUAUACCUGCCGUUUGCCUAUGGUAUGAUGGACAAUUGCUCCAACUUGUGGAGGCUGUGAUGGAGAGACGUACUGUUGACACAACGGUAGUCAUUCAUGUCGCAGUAGGGCGUGUUACAUGCGCAGUCGCGUCGCGCCUUCUCAGACAUGUCCAAAGACGCAUCGAAAUCCCCUUAAGGAUGUCCAUCAAGCAAUUUUACGCUAAACAUAUAUUCCACUCGAUGGCCCGCAUCGACCUACCCACCUUUACAGACUCGGCUGUCCUGAAGCAGCUUAAUUCUGUGACGCUUUUUAGGGACAUGGGCAUGGACCUUGCAUGGAAAGUUGCUGCGGAGUUGGCGAACCUCGCAGCGACGACCACUAGUAUUUUUUCUCAGCUUUUUGUUCUGUUUACAGUCUUGCGGAAGCAGCAGGAUGGGCCACUUCUUGUGAUUCUUGGCUUCUCGCAAUCUCUGUUUCGCUGGUAUAGGACAGCACCACCACUAUCAGCAGACGGCUUGUAUAGUAUGUCAGGAGUUUGGGCUGCGACCACGACCAAUGAUGAUUAUAUUCGCAUGCAAGGCCUGAAGAUCCUCAAUCAGGUCUCUUCACACCGUAAAGAGCUUGUUGCAGGCAACCUCGGCGAAUAUAUCACUUCACAAUUUCACGAAUCCGCUCAGCGCGUCGGCGACGAUGCGGGCGAUUUUCGCGAAGUGUGUGAAGCUUAUUUCAUGAAGAAAUUCCCGAGCAUCACCUCCAUCCUCCGUGAAACAUUGGACGAGCUGCCUCAGAUUGCCUUCAUGCUGCGCGCCGUACGAAGGCCAACGACGAUUUCCUCCUCUUUUAUGUCACUCGUGCUAGUUGAACAUACAUUCAAUUCAUUCAUUUCGACACACCUCUCGCCGUACAGAAUCUUUGGUCUUGUUAGAAUGAUUACCGACGUACGCAAUAUAUAUGAGCUCAAGAACGUACAGAACAAAGUGGUAGAUGGCACGGAACAAUUUCCCGAGAACCAGCAGUCCCUCAGUAAUGGCAUUUCUGUUGAGUUCAGGAAUGUAUCGUUCCAGUACCCUGAUGAAGAGAGGUAUGCUCUCCGGAAUGUUUCAUUCAGGAUUGAGGCUAGUCAGCUUUGCGUAAUUGUCGGAGGGAAUGGCUCUGGAAAAAGUACAAUUUUGAACCUCAUCUCCCGCAUCUACGACCCGACAGAGGGUACGAUUCUUAUCGAUAACCGCGACAUCAAAACCCUUAAACUUGCUGACCUCCGUGCUGCCAUGUCCAUCCUCUUCCAGGACUACACGCACUUUCCCCUUUCGAUACGCGAGAACAUUGGACUCGGCAAUCCCGGCCUCGCGCAAGAUGAUGACAAUAUCCGCGAAGCCGCCAGCAUGGGUGGCUCACGAAACUUCAUUGAGGAGCUCCCAGACGGAUUCGACACCUACAUUGAUCGCCCUGUAGAUGACCGCUACCCGGACCUCUCUGAAGGCUCUGGCGUCGACUACUCUAAUGUGCGUAAUAUGGGGGGUCUCCGUACUUCCACUGUUUCAGACCUCAGUGGUGGGCAAAAGCAGCGGCUUGCAGUCUCACGCACAUUCAUGGGUUCCUUGGUCACCGAUACAGACUCUUCCGUUGGCAUGCUGUUAUUCGACGAGCCGAGCGCCUCCUUGGACCCUACAGCUGAAAACGAACUCUUCGAGAAUCUGCGAAAGUUGAAGGGUACCAAGACCGUGAUAUUCUCCACUCACCGGUUCGGGAACCUCACCCGACAUGCGGAUCUCAUUCUGUACAUGGACCAAUCCGUCCAGGAACAGGGCACACACGAUGAACUGAUGAGGAAAGAGGGAGAGUAUGCUCAUAUCUGGAAUCUACAAGCGAAACCAUUCCUUUAA
Messenger RNA from Suillus plorans, 2109 nucleotides. RefSeq names its product P-loop containing nucleoside triphosphate hydrolase protein. The coding region runs from base 1 to 2109 and encodes 702 amino acids. The transcript has 12 exons. Gene Ontology annotation, molecular function: ATP binding; ATP hydrolysis activity; ATPase-coupled lipid transmembrane transporter activity. Gene Ontology annotation, biological process: transmembrane transport. Lineage: Eukaryota; Fungi; Basidiomycota; Agaricomycetes; Boletales; Suillaceae. The record is from RefSeq and is a predicted model, not a curated record.